AUGUUACGAACGCUUUUACCACUCCACAUACACCAAGCAGUCGUCCGAAUUGCGAGAAGAAAUUACCUCCACAAGAUGAAGACUUUUUCCAACAUUGAGCUCAUCGACCAAGUAGACUCGUACCCAUAUGAGCAGGACAAUGCGCAGCCUACUGAGACUCCUGGAUCUGUCUACACCCUCGUCUGGAAUGAUUCGGAGGGCGAGGUGCCUAUCGGGUAUGUCUUGCCAAGGGUGGUGGAAAAGCUGCUCGAGGCACCCGGCAACUUAAAGGGCGAGAUCCAGGUCAACUCAGAGAAGCGUACCGUUCGCGCCUUUCAAGGACCGACAUUAGAUAGUCGCAGCAAUAUCGCGGCAGAUCUGUCCAGCUAUUGGAGAACCAACGACACCUUCCCCAUCCUCCGGGGCUGGCGCGACGAGCUGUGGCCUGUCUACGGCCGCCAUGGCGAGCUUCUCUUCGAUAUUGAGAGGGCCGCCUCCGGAUUGUUUGGCGUCACGAGAUACGGCGUUCACAUGACGGGCUUUGUGCGUUGUCCAGAUGCGAGUCACGGUAUCAAAAUUUGGGUUCCGCGUCGCUCCCCAACCAAGUCGACGUUCCCCGGAAUGCUGGACAACACGGUGGCUGGUGGGCUGAUGACAGGUGAAGACCCAUUCGAGUGCGUAAUCCGCGAGGCAGACGAGGAAGCUAGCCUACCGGAGCAGGUGGUUCGCCACCAGGCCAAGCAUGUCGGCGGCGUAACGUACAUUUAUAUCACCGAGGCAGAGGCAGGUGAGGAGGGGCUCAUCUAUCCCGAAGUUCAAUGGAUUUAUGAUCUCGAGCUACCCGACGACGUUGUGCCGCAGCCAAAGGACGGCGAGGUUGCUGAGUUCAGCCUCUGCACUGUCGAGGAAGUCCAGGAGGGGUUGGUCAACGGAAAGUGGAAGCCCAACUGUGCGCUGGUCAUUCUCGACUUUUUUAUCCGUCACGGCAUCCUGACCAGAGCCAAUGAACCUGAAUACGAUCAUAUCGUACGAAGAAUCCACCGAAGACUUCCCUUCCCUGGGCCGCAUAACCAGGACCCAUCUUUAGGGGCCAUCGACGGCUGA
Colletotrichum higginsianum IMI 349063 is the source of this 1083-nucleotide messenger RNA. Its product is annotated as NUDIX domain-containing protein. Gene Ontology annotation, molecular function: 8-oxo-dGDP phosphatase activity. The transcript is spliced from 2 exons. Bases 1 to 1083 code for a protein of 360 amino acids. Lineage: Eukaryota; Fungi; Ascomycota; Sordariomycetes; Glomerellales; Glomerellaceae. The record is from RefSeq and is a predicted model, not a curated record.